AAUCUCCGGUUCGAUUCAGUUCCAAAGCUUUGGCCAUCAGCGCGUCUCGCACAGAGAGAGAUACAGAGAGAGAGAGAGAGAUGGCUUCCUCAGGGAACGCCCCUCACUUCCACGCCUCAGUCAGCGCCGUCAGUUCCAACAAGAGCCUCGUCUUCUGCCUGCAGAGCCCCUCGCUUCGGUUUCGACCCUUCAACAAAGCCUCUCCUCUUGUCCCUCCUAUUGCUUCCAAGUUGAAUGCAUGGAAAUCAGAAGUACAAAGUAUCUCAAACAAGAUCUACAGCAGCCUAGUGGGACUCGAAAGUGAAAAUGAUGAGGCGUGUGAGUUGGUCAAUGGGACAGAACUGUCGAUAGGGGAGGGUGACGAUACCAUCCGCGCGUACCUUUUCAAGGCAGUGAAGAACAACAAUGAUACUGGGAUACUGCUCUUGUCUGAUAUAUAUGGAUUUGAAGAUUCCUCCACGAGGGAGUUUGCGUAUCGAGUUGCUUGUAAUGGUUACAAUGUUCUGGCUCCAGACUUAUUUCGUGGAGAUCCAUGGACAAAAGACAGGCCAAAGGACCUCUUUGAGCAAUGGUAUGCUAAACAACAACCAGAUAGGGUCGCCAAGGACAUCAAAACGGCGAAAGAUUGGCUGGUUGGUGAACUUCUAUCCGCAGGGAUCUCCAAGAAGCUUGGUGUUAUCGGAUUCUGUUUUGGCGGUGGUCGAGUAAUAGACGUUCUGGCCAAAGACCAGUCCAACAAUUUUGGUGCUGGAGUCUCCUUCUACGGUACAAGGAUCCACAGAUCUGUGGCUUGCGACAUAAAUGUGCCGGUCUUGUUUAUUUCAGGGGAUAAGGAUCCACUUUGUCCAGUGAACUUGUUAAGGGAUCUUGAGAAAAGUAUUGGUAGAGGAUCAAGGGUAGUGAUUUUCGAAGGAAGAGGUCAUGGAUUUGCACACCGGCCCAAUUCUCCGGACGAAGACGAAGGUGCCGAACAGGCAUUUCUUGUCAUGAGGAGCUGGUUGCAUGAUGAGUUAGUCGCGGGAAACUUAUCUUAGGAGUGUGUGUAGAUUUCUUCUUGCUUCCUUGUUUGCUCGUUAUUGUGGUAGACAAUCUGAGGUUGAUAGGAUGAUAUGCAGCGACCGACCCAGGGGGUUGGCAAGGGCCAUCAAUCCCCUCCGCCCCUCGGUGCUCAAUGUAACAUUCAGGAUGGAUCAAUCUAUGAAAUUCCUCAUGUAGAUUUACUCUC
Messenger RNA from Eucalyptus grandis, 1225 nucleotides. Its product is annotated as carboxymethylenebutenolidase homolog. Gene Ontology annotation, molecular function: hydrolase activity. Bases 81 to 1034 code for a protein of 317 amino acids. NCBI's taxonomy places the organism in Eukaryota, Viridiplantae, Streptophyta, Magnoliopsida, Myrtales, Myrtaceae. The transcript has 3 exons. The record is from RefSeq and is a predicted model, not a curated record.